Molecule: messenger RNA, 948 nt
Organism: Pisolithus orientalis
Lineage: Eukaryota; Fungi; Basidiomycota; Agaricomycetes; Boletales; Pisolithaceae
Product: cytokine-induced anti-apoptosis inhibitor 1, Fe-S biogenesis-domain-containing protein
Exons: 4
Coding region: 1-948 (315 amino acids)
Biological process (GO): iron-sulfur cluster assembly
Cellular component (GO): cytoplasm
Molecular function (GO): iron-sulfur cluster binding
Source: RefSeq, a predicted model, not a curated record
AUGGCACCAACAGCUGUCUACAGUACGGAAACAAGGAGGUCGGUUGCGAUGAAUGGACUAUCAGCAUCGUCCGACCUUAUCAUCGGAUCUCUUGGGACAGCACAGGACGGGAAAUACCAAGCUCUUAUUUCUAACCUCGACGAACAAGCCCCCGGAAGAACAACCGAGAGACAACUACUCGACCGGUUGGUUGAUGGAGCUGUCACCUUGACACCGUCGAACUACUCGUCCAUCUUCCUUAUACUUACACCUACCGACUAUUCCUCUUUGCUUCCGAACCUGAGACCACUGCUCAAACAACUUCUGGAAGGCCUUGGUCCACUCGGAAGACUCCAUUUUCUUAACCUUACCCCCGGUUUUCUGAAUCUGCUGGAUGAGCUUACAUUGGCGGGGUUCUCGAUCAUAGAGACCGUAUCGGAAGGCGAGGAUGCAAAGAUCGUCGCUCAGAAACCUGUGGCACCAACCCCUGUUCCGACACCAUCGAAGCCUCUUACCGACGGUGCCCUGCCUCUCAGGCGAAAGGUAGACCCAGCACGUCAGGCUUCGAAAAAAGCUGUCUGGACAUUUUCAUCGCCUUCUACGCCCACCAUCGAUGCCGAUGCGCUACUGACCGAUGCUGAUCGCGCUCGUCCGGUGCCUACGUGUGAGCCGUUUAACCCAAGUGCUCCGAGGCGAAAGAAAGCUUGCAAAAAUUGCACGUGCGGCCUUGCGGAAUUCGAAGUGGAAGAGUCCCGGACGGGAAAGGUCGUACUUCUGGAUGCAGACGUGGUGACACGGAAGAAGCAGAGACUGCUUGCGGCUGCCAAGGCUGCUCCCAAGGCUACUAGCAGCUGUGGUAGUUGUUUCUUGGGUGAUGCCUUCAGAUGUGAGAGCUGCCCUUACAUGGGUUUACCUGCUUUCAACCCUGGCGAGAAAGUGGAACUCAAUCUGUCGAUGGAUGACAUCUAG